AUGCAGCGAUUGAGUCAAGAAAAUUUGAAAAACUUAAACUAGGAGAACUACAAGGCGCCGUAUCACGAAUAAGACAGUUUCAAAAACAAGAAGGGACUUGGCUAAGACAACUCUAAUAAAAAACAUCUGCAAAAUUACCUUAAUCAGAAUCUAUCACAAUCUGAUAUAAAUGGAGAAGGAGUGGGCAACAACUCAUCUAUGAUGAGGAGUGGCGUGCCAGUUGGUGCAGGAAUGGUAUCAAGUGCUCUGAAUUAAGCGAAUAAUGUCAAUGCUAGCAGAUUGAACAAAUCAAGUGCAGAUCAAACCCCAUUUCAAGGAUUUAAUGACAACUCAUUCAUCUCAUAAAGUAAAAAUGAUCCAAGGAAAAAUGAUAGAAAUUAUGCCUGUUUAAUUAUAAGGAAAAUGGAAUUUUUCUGCAGUAAGGUCAAUUUAGAAAAGCACUCUAAUUACCUUUUUAGAGUUUUUGAUAGGCAAGAGUAAAGUUUCAUUGAGGCAUAAAGAAAUGCGCAGAUACGCAUUAAGCUUCCAGAUAACACUAAGCCUGACAUCCUGAUCAUGUUUAUCGAUUAUAUAGACAAGGGAAAAGAAUUUCCCAAUAAAAUAGAUCUUUAUAUAGCCCAAAAUGUGGUUACUAUAGCCGAGGCACUAAAGAUGCGUUAAAUCCAAAAGAAAUUUUUAAUGGAGAUUAUCAUGCCUAUGCUGAACAGGGAAAACGUGAUAUUCUUUAUCAAGAUGUCUUAUCAUAAGCUGAGUGAUGGAAGGGACCAAUAAGAGGAUGAUGCAGCUAAAGAGGUCGAUGCUGAUUUAGAGUCAGUAACGACACAUAAAGAGGAGGAGGAUUUCUGGCUUGAAUUUCUUAGUUACACGCUUGACUUGGCAGCGGCUAAUAUAUAGUACUUAAUUAAGAAAAAAUCUACAGAACUGCAUGGAGUGCUUGAACCUAACAUAAUAGAUGAGAUAAUCGAAAGAGCCAUAAAGUUUUACAGAGCUGAUUUGCAAUAUGACAGCACCCUACUUUUUGAAACCUUAAUGAAGGUCAGAAACUGUGAUUCGAUAUUUUAACUGCUAGAUUAGGAAAAGUCAAAGAUUAUUGAAAAUGAGGAGUAAAUAUUGAAGUCAGGGGUGAGACCAAUACUUACUUGGAAAGUUCAAAACUUGAGUGGCAAUUUCUAUAGAGAAAGUGAUGGUUUUUGGGUGGAAAAUGCUUAAUGGAAACUGGCUAUCAGUUAUUUCUCUAAUGAUGAGGAUGCUUUAAGCGUGUCAUUGAAAAUGAUCAGCAAUCCCUUUGACGUUAAAAACUCCAAGGACUACUUCAAGAAAAAGGAAUUUUUCUUGCCAUCAAAUGUUGGAGUAUACAACCAAAACCCAAUAGAUGAGUAUGAGGAAUAUGAUAUCAAAGACAAGGAUGAAAUUAUGCAAAGAAGAAAGUAAAUAGAAAAAGCUAAUUCCGAGUAUCCUUCUCAUUCCUACAUUACUAUGGUAAGUGCAGUCAGGAUUCAUUCAAAUGAUGAGUUGAAGGAGCCACUUAUACAAUCACUAAUUUGUUCUGCUAAAUCACCUGCUUUGCUCAAGAAAUUUGAUGGGUUUUAUCCAGAAGAUUACGACGGAGAAGUUACAAUUGAAAUUUACUUUAAGCUAAAAUACAUCUACUCUGCUAUUUUGUUAUACAUAACUAGAAACUUCACAUAUUAAAUUACAGACCCAAUUAUAUAUCUACUCCCAAAGGAUCAAUAUAAGCUGAUUCUAAAGCAUAAACUUCUAAAUGUUACCUAAGAAGAUGAAGUAAUUAAAUCUCUUUGUUUAUGGAUGGAGGGUUAAGAGUCACGUGAGUCUUUGGAGAUUGAACUUAAAGAGUUACUUGAAAACGUUUAAUGGAACUAUGUCUCUAUUCCUUGUUUUCUUGAUCUCAUCAGAAACUUUUCUCUUUUGAGGAGACAUGAAUCCUUCAAAAAGAUAGUUCAUAAGGAAUUUAAUAUAAGAUUGAAAUUUAACCCAGAGACCACGAACUUAGACCCACCUAGAAACUGCUACAAAUAUAAUAAAACGUAGACAAAUCCAGAGUCUAUUACUAAAAAUCUUAAAAAUGCUAAGGCGUUGCUAUUUAUUAAUCAUGAGGAUUUCUUCACCAAGUUUUUAGAUUAAUUGCUUGAACCUGUUGAUGUGAUUAGGACCCACUUAGUAAAUGAAGGUGUCUCAGAAAGCAGUCAUCGCAAAUUUUUGGAAUUGCAGCUGCAGUAAAAAUAGAAGGAGCUGAUAGAUAUACAGAUGUAACUUAAUAAUAUGAAACUAUUAGAUGAUUUAGACAAUAGUAGAUCUAACUCAAGACUAUAAAGAAGGAAUUCUUCGAGGCAACAGUACAAUUAAAGUAGGCAAAAUGGUAGAUCAUCUAUUGAUGAGCAGGAAACAGUAAAAAAUUCUAUGAUAAAUUUGCUUCAUGUGAUUGAUGGCAGUGCUUAACCUGCCUAGUAGACCAACGGCAAUCAUCUCAGAAAUAUCAGUAAUGAGAUUGUUUAAUAGAUGCAAUUUAAUGCUAAUGAGCAAGUAGAAUCCCCAUUUGAAGUAUAUGAAAAUCAAGUAUAGCCAGGCAAGCAGAAUUAGGUGCAGAUACUGUUCCAAAGUUUGACUGAAGAUUUGAGAGAUCAAGAUGAAAAUGAAUAAACAGUAAAAUUUAACAAUGGCAUUGAUCCUGGUAAUACGAAUUACUAGAGACAGGGAGAUGAUGAUCAAGAAGACAUGGAUGAGGAAGAAAAAGAAGAGUUUAAUGUUCAUAAUUAAAUACUAAAUGACAGAUCUAACAGUCCAGAGUUAAAUUUUAAUCCUUCUCUAGUUAAUCAGUAGUUGAAGCAGUAGUUAUAACUCCAAUAGCAAUAGUAAUAGCAUUUUCAUCUAAGAAACAAUGAUGAUCUAGCAUCAUUUAACUGCAAUUCAUUCGUAGUUGGAGGGGCUGCUCUCAAUCGAUAGGAAGAAGUUUAGGUGCAUGAGAACAAAGAGAUAUAGACAUCCUUGAAUUUCAUAAUCACAUCACAUUUGAAGUCUAGGGUAUCCAAUACCUAGCUUUCGCACAACAGUUCUCGAUAGUUCAUGGACUAAGGGAUCUAAAUGAGCAAUGCCAGUGUCGGUAUUGAUUUUAAAGACAUACUCUAGGAUGAAAGUAUUAGGAAAAGCGAUGUAAUAGUUCAUUCUAAUAUAAAGGAAUAUGUUAAUCAAAGCAUCUAAUUCGAGUUAAUACAGCAGGAUUAAGAUGAAGAUGAGGAGAUUAAGUUGGAUGUGGUAAAUAUUGGCUUGAAAACAGAAAACUGCUCAAACAGUAGGUCGAGUGAACUGGAUAAAGAGUUAUCGAACAAUAGCAAUAAUCAACAGUAGAGUUCAGAAACCCAUGAACUAAAAGUCAAGAGAACCAUAAAAUUUGAUGAAAAUAUUGCCUCGCUUCCAAGUGAAACAAUAAAGACAAAGUAGCACUAGCCCAACUAAAGACCAAAGCAAGCCAACUAGGAAUAGAACAGAAAUAUCUUGAAUAAUGAUUAACAAUACUAGAAAAGUAUUCAAGAGUACAUGCAAUUCGUGUAGCAGCUAUCAAAGGAUGAAUUUGAUAAGAAUUUCUUAGAAUAGAUACUGGGACCUUCAGACUUCAGCACUCAUAAUGUCUUUACCUUUUAGAAUCAAGACCUUCAGACUGUUCAAAACAAGAGAACAAACAACCUUUAAGUAUCACAAAGCCAUUAGAAGUAACUAGAUGAAAGAAUAGCCAAGCACAUACUGUAAUCUGAUAAGAGUUCAGCAUUCAAUGGCAACAACAACCCUAUUAGUACUUAGGCAUACACUCCUAUGUCAAAUAAUAACUAGUCUAUGAUGGCUAGCUUUUUCAACAAUUAAAAUAAUACUAAUCUAAACACUCUUGUAAACUACUCAUCCUCUAUUGGAUCUAACUUCAAUCUAUCAGGCAAGAACUUUAAGACUCCAUCUUCGGCAAAAGGUGGAAUGACUCUAACUUAAAUGAAUCACACAAACAUGGAGGCAGCUAGAGGGGCAGCUAACCAUUAAUAGUACCUUAAUUUACAGCCCAGGGCAAAGUCUUAGAAUAAUAACUACAGAGGCUAGAAAAUACAUUAAAAACGUGCAACAAAUGCUCAGAAACUUAACGUUCAGUCCAAUAAAAAUGUUAAUUUAAACAGAACUGAAAAUCAGAUAAGAUAGACUCAUAAAAGUAUGAACAGCAGCAUUACAAGGAAUAAGUCAUCAAUAUCUAAUUCACAUUCAAAUACUGGGCUUCAGUCAGCCAAGAAUUCCUAACUUGCUAAAUUUACAUCAAAUUCCAAUAAUCAAUUCUCACUUCGCAAUAGAAAUCUAGAGAAUAGCAAUAGUAGCGCUCUCAAGACCAAUAUUAAAUAGAUUAAUAAGCAAGGCAUGGUGGUUUCAAAUUAAACUUAGUAAAUAAAGGGUGGAAACACUAUCAAUGGAGGUAAUAAUAAUCAGAAAGUAGUUUCACUUUAGAAACUGUUAGAAAACACAGCAAAUCUAUCAUAAAUGGAUAAUGACCUUUGCUUGAUGCCCUAGAAUCUUCUGGCUUGGACAGGCAACUCUGACAACUAAAAUUUUCAAAGCUAACUUCAGCCUUAGAAUCUGUUUGCAUCAACCUUAAUUCCAGAUAACAUAAACCUGCCAUUUGACAUUACAGCUUAGAUUGCUAACUUUAACAUUCUAGAUCAUAUUUAAGUUAAGCCUUCCGGCAAUAAUGCUAGCGGUUAUAAUAAGUAGAUUAUCAAAGGUAAGAAUAUUCCUUCAUUAUCCUCAAAUGCAAAUAAUUCACGCCUACUCAGUAAUGGCUAAAGCCCAUCGAGUAAUUACCAUAGCAAAAAUGGAAAUCCAGUAUAUGAUUUUCAGAGGGCAAAUGCUACUAUUAAAAAUCCUUAAAUUCGUCUAGGUACGAUUGAGGAGUCCAAAAUGUCAGAACUGCUUCACAAUGCAAACAAUGAAGAUAGGAGCACUGCCCAUUUCAAUCAGCUGAAUGGCACUUAAAAUCUGAUAAGAAACAUUGGCAACAACACUAUAAGCCUCAACUUGAUGGGCCACUAGUAAAUUAGCAGUGCGACAAAUUCUUCCCAUUAAGUAAUAAAUCUAGAUCAUUAAAAUGAAAGAGGUGGUUCUGUCUCUUGA
This is a messenger RNA of Stylonychia lemnae, 5154 nucleotides long. Lineage: Eukaryota; Ciliophora; Spirotrichea; Sporadotrichida; Oxytrichidae. The record is from the annotation of a GenBank genome assembly.